Molecule: messenger RNA, 952 nt
Organism: Erythranthe guttata (spotted monkey flower)
Lineage: Eukaryota; Viridiplantae; Streptophyta; Magnoliopsida; Lamiales; Phrymaceae
Product: Ribosomal protein L13 family protein
Biological process (GO): translation; negative regulation of translation
Cellular component (GO): ribosome; mitochondrial large ribosomal subunit
Molecular function (GO): mRNA binding; structural constituent of ribosome
Source: RefSeq, a predicted model, not a curated record
GUUCUUCCUCCAGGGUUUAACAACCGAAGUCCCAAAUUUUGGUAAAAUUUAUUGCCUGCAAUUUCUUCAUUUACCUCACCGGAUCGGUACUAUGUCCGCCGCAACUCCGUCUUUCAGUGGCAAUCUGAAGAAAGCACUUGCUGGGAUACGACGUAUCGAUUUGGAAGGUCUAAGAUGGAGGGUUUUUGAUGCAAAAGGCCAGGUAUUAGGGAGGCUAGCAUCGCAGAUAUCAACUGUUGUUCAGGGCAAAGACAAGCCUACAUAUACACCUCACUGGGAGGAAGGUGAUAUGUGCAUUGUUAUUAAUGCAAAAGACGUAUGUGUCACCGGGAGGAAAAUGACCGACAAAUUUUACCGUUGGCAUACAGGGUACAUUGGCCACCUCAAGGAACGGAGCCUGAAAGACCAAAUGGCUAAAGAUCCGACUGAAGUUAUUCGUAAAGCUGUCCUAAGGAUGCUUCCCAGAAACAAAUUACGUGAUGAUCGAGACCUGAAAUUGAGAAUAUUUGCUGGGGGAGAGCAUCCUUUUGGUGACAGGCCAGUCGAACCUUAUGUAAUGCCUGAAAGACAAGUGCGUGAAAUGAGGCCCCGUGCAAGACGAGCUAUGAUUCGUGCUCAAAAGAAAGCCGAACAACAAGAACUGGGUAAUAAUUCAAAUGUUAAAAAAGGCAAAAAGAGAGAAGUGGUCGAUGAAGAAGAAGUAAGUGCUGCGUAAGACUUAUUUGUUUCCUACGUGGGGCCUCGAGGCUUCCUCUCUAGAUGUUUGUUUGUUUUUAACGUUGGAUAAUUUCGGAUUCAGAAAGUGACUUGAUUGCAGGAUUUUGUCGUGUGUAUUACAAAUUGACGGUUAAGACUUUUAUUUCUAAAUUUUGGUAACACAUUUGUAUCUGUUUGCAUGGUGGUGGCUUCGUUAUUUACAAGCAAUACUUAAUCUUUACGCUUUUUGAGGGGU